CACAGUGAGAUCAUUACUUCACAGUGCUUUUGGUGGCUCUGUCUGUGUGUGUGUGUGUGUGUGUGCAUGCACGUGCUUCCGCACUUGCUUGCAAUAUGAGCAACAAAGGCUUGUUGUUAGAAUGACUUUUUUCGAAUUUUGACCCUGACGUGGAUUUGAACAUGCAACUUCCUGAUCACAGACGCUCUAUCGUUGCGCAGCAGAGUGAGUCUGUUACACAUUUAGGCCGACAGAGGCUUGUUGCAUGAAUGGGGUGAAGUCUGCCAUCUCUGAUUGCCUUGUUGAGACAUGCUUCCAGUGAGGAAACAAGAAAAAAACAGGUUUUAGCCACGUAACAAAAUGCACGCCUAAAACAGUCGUAGUUUCUAUGUCUGUGGUCAGCUAGUGUCUGCGCAGACCUUAUGGUUCCCAACGCACAACACUUUUCAGUCCAUUUGGUGACACCCUCAUGUUUUGGUCAAGAGGCAAUGAAGAAGAUGGUAACCAUGGAAACUUGCUUGAGGUUUUAUGAGGACGUUCGCUGGAGCCCAGACGUGUGCAAGUUGGCGCACAAAUAAAUAAAACACAAGAGAGGAUGAACGCCACAUCACUACCACUAAAAAUGAAUGUAUGGUCAAGUAUGCAUGUGUGGAAGACCCUCAGUUUAGUAGACACAUCAUUUUCCAUUACUUCAUAGUACCUCCUCAACGUGGACAGGGUUGUCAAAGCAUGGCAAAUUUAACUGAUUGUGUCCUUCUACCCAUUUUUCUCUUCAUUUUCUUUUGCAGACAUGGCUUCAGCCAACAUUUCCAUAUCUGAAAAACAGUUUAAAUGUUCAAUCUGCCUGGAUGUUUUCACUGAACCCGUCACUACUCCUUGUGGACACAACUAUUGUAAGGAUUGCAUAACAGGGUACUGGGUCACCAAGGACUUCUGUCAAUGUCCACUGUGCACCGAGGUUUUCCACAAAACCCCUGAGCUGCGAGUCAACACAGAGUUUAGAGACAUGUUGGAACUUUUUAAUAAAACAAGAGCUGCAGAUGACAACAGCAGUUGCCCUGCCCAGCCAGGGGAGGUGCCCUGUGACCUAUGUGGUGAGGUGAAAUGUAAGGCUCUGAAAUCCUGUUUGGUUUGUCUGGCGUCUUACUGCCACACUCACUUGCAGCCUCACCAUACUGUCCAGGCCUUAAAGUGGCACAAACUGAUUAACCCUGUGGGGACCCUUGAGGACAGAAUGUGCAAGAAACACAAUAAGGUGAAAGAGUUUUUCUGCAGGACAGACCAGAGCCCUGUCUGCACUGAGUGCUUGAGGGACGAUCAUGUGAUGCAUGAAGCUGGCCCUUUGGAGGAGGAGUUUACAGCAAGGAAGGAUAAGCUGAAGUGUAGGAAUAUGAAUGUCAACUUCACUCUUGACCAAAACCGUAAGAAGUAUCAAAGUAUUCAAAAGUCAAUGGAGCAAGGUCGGCAGGAAAUGGAGAAAACAAAAGGAGAAAUUGACAAGGCAUUUGCAACUCUCAUCGCAUUUAUUGAGACCAAAAAGGUGAUUCUGAUGGAUUUGUUGGAUAAGAAGCAGACAGCAGCAGAGCAGCAGGCCCAAGGUUUACUCAGACAUCUGAAGGUAAAGAUCGAAGAGAAACAACAGCUACGUUCAAAGCUGAAUGAACUCUUAGACACAGAAGAUGACUUCAAUCUCCUUCAGGAACCCUCAUUCAUCUCCUCCCCUUCAAACUCAAAACAUCCCUCCUUUACAGCCAUAAACCAAAGUUUGUCUCUGCAUGUAGAGACUCUUAGGACUGCAGUGGCCAAGAUCGAGGAGACUUUUAGCAAAUACAUAGGGGAUAUCAUCAGAGAAGUCAGUCUGGUUGAUGAAGAGCAGACAGUUGAAGUACCAAUUGAUGCUGAAACACAGGGUGUGUUUGACGAUGAACUUGGGAAAAUCCAGCAGCAAUAUGCUGUAAAAGUGAUUCUGGACCCUGACACAGCACACCCCUCCCUCAUCCUCUCAGAGGACUGUAAACAAGUGAGGGAUGGAGGCACAAAUCAGACCGUCCCAUAUAGCUGUGCAAGGUUUGACACUCUCCAUUUUGUCUUUGGAAAUGAGGGCUUUUCCUCUGGCAAGUUCUACUUCGAAGUUGCGCUUAAAGGCGUAACAGGAUGGGAAGUUGGAGUGGCACGAGAGUCCAUUAGCAAGAAAGUUGACGAUCUGUCUCUCAGCCCUGAAAAUGGAUGCUGGACAUUGGGGUUGUACUGGGGAAGUUACCAGGCUAAUGCAAACCCACACAUCAUCCUUCCCUUGUCCAAAGGGCCCCAGAAGAUUGGGGUAUUUGUGGAUUAUGAAGGAAGUCUGGUCUCUUUCUAUGAUGUGGAUACGAGGGCUCUGCUCUACUCAUUCACACAAUGCACCUUUACACCAAGUACAUUUCUGAAGAAUUUAUUAAGAUAUUACCCCCCAACAUCGCCAAACGCCAAGGUCUACCCUGUAUUUCGUGCCGGCGGGGAAGCUCCUCUACAGAUCUCUCCUGUAAGAUGCACCUAAGAGAAGGAUAUUCCCAGACAUCCAUGCUUUCAGUGCGAAUGAGCCUCCAUGUCUCGGGUUGGUUCCACGUUCGGGACGGACUUGGUGAAGUCAGCAUUGGCUAUGUGUCCGUACCUCAUUCAACCACACUGAAGUAUCCUUUAAAUCAGAGCAGAAACGAUGUCACACCCAAGCCAAGUGCUUUCCAGUUUUCACAGAAACCUCACUGGUAGACCUACUUAAUGUUAGCAUUUUAGCUAGGUCUUCUUGUUAGCAAACUAUUCUAGUCCAUUUGAUAAAUACACUAUGCAGUAUUUAAUUUAACCUAGAAAUGAUUACCUUCAAAAACUGGAAAGUACUAUUGGUCCAGUCCACCAUAAAUAACAUAUUUUUGUAUUCACCAGAGAAAACAUGUUGAAUUUAAAUUUUAUACAUUUUUUAUGUACUUUCUUGUGUUUUCUUUUUAAAGGCCAAAGUAAACUAGUUAAUAUUGCUACAUGUGUAAACUAGAUAAGUAACAGAAUCUUUUUUCUUUUGGAUGUUUGGCUUCGCUGGGGUGAUAGAACUUGUUGUGAUGAUUCUUAUCUUGAUUUAUUGAAGACCCCAUUAAACACAGCUUAACAGGUGCUCUAUGGUGAUGUAAGGAAUAUUAAAUUAUGUGCAAUAACCAACUUAUGUAUAAUAACUAAAAGUACAACCAUCUCAUCCAUUCAGCACUGUAUAGAGUGUACAUCUCUACUGUAUAUAUUGUAUUAUUGUGACAUUUUAUAUGUAGUACAUUUAAGUUUACUUAGCUUUAUGUUUACUCUUGUUCAUUCUUUAUUAUUCUUAUACAGUAUAUUUCUAUCCUUGUUUCAUGUUCUUUGAAUAGUAGCGGCUGUAACACAAGAAUUUCCCCUC
Molecule: messenger RNA, 3394 nt
Organism: Solea solea (common sole)
Lineage: Eukaryota; Metazoa; Chordata; Actinopteri; Pleuronectiformes; Soleidae
Product: E3 ubiquitin-protein ligase TRIM11-like
Exons: 2
Coding region: 770-2515 (581 amino acids)
Molecular function (GO): zinc ion binding; protein binding
Source: RefSeq, a predicted model, not a curated record